This is a messenger RNA of Coregonus sp. 'balchen', 5710 nucleotides long. NCBI's taxonomy places the organism in Eukaryota, Metazoa, Chordata, Actinopteri, Salmoniformes, Salmonidae. The record is from the annotation of a GenBank genome assembly.
CUCAACAGAAAUGGGAAGAAGGAGUCGGACCUGGAGGCUGCUCUGGCCCGGCUGAGGGAUUUAGAGGCUCUGUUGAACUCUAAAGAUGCCUCCCUGUCCACCGCCCUGGGGGAGAAACGCUCUCUAGAUGCUGAGGUCAGGGACCUGAAGGCCCAGCUAGCCAAGGUAAGAGACUAGUGGUAAAGGCCUAAUGGAUAACUGUGACAACUCUGAAUUCUACACAUACUGCAUACUCGCACCUCAGGUACAGGUUUCAGACUGCAUAUAAUUGGAUGAAAAAAAACUCCCCUACCGGAAAUUAUAUUUUUUCUUCCAUUGUAUAUAAAGAAAAAUGGUUACAUUUAAAGAACUAUCAAUUGUGAAUAGGAUUUUUGGGUAAGUGCUGUAACAAGUUCAGUGCAUCAUCAUGGAUCGUUCUAUGCCACCUUUUGGUCACGUAAGUGGAGUGCGUGAGAACCGCCUGCAGACCCUCAAGGAAGAACUGCAGUUCCAGAAGAACAUCUACGGAGAGGUGAGACUCUCUCUCUCUCUCUCUUACCUCACACUUACCCUCUGUCUCGCCUUUUCUCAUUUUCUUCCUUUACCUCUCUCUCUCUUUACCUCUCUCUCUCUUUACCUCUCUCUCUACCUCUCUCUCUACCUCACUCUCUCUUUUUCUCUCUCUUCUCUUUCUUUCUCUCAUUAUUUUUCUCUCCCUUAUUUUGUUUCCUCGUCUUUGUCUUUCUUUCUUUCUUUCUGUCUUUCUUUCUUUCUUUCUUUCUUUCUUUCUCUUUCUUUCUUUCUUUCUUUCUUUCUUUCUUUCUUUCUUCUUUCUUUCUCUUUCUUUCUUUCUUUCUUUCUUUCUUCUUUCUUCUUUCCUUUUCUUUCGUUCUUUCUUCUUUCCUUUCUUUUCUUUCUUGCUUUCUUUCUUUCUUUCGCUUCCUCGUCUGUCCUCUUCACUAGCCUUGUAAACCAGACUGAUGGAACACCGAGAUCAGUCUGGUUUAUGAGGUUACCUCUUCACCCUCUCUUCUAUAACUCAGGUAUGCCUGUACCGUCUAUCUCCCUGCAGGAGCUGAGGGAGUCCAAGCGCAGGCACGAGUCUCGCAUGGUGGAGAUUGACAGUGCAGGAACAAAGCAGGAUUACGAGAGUAAGCUGGCCGAGGCCCUGAUGGAGCUGAGAGCCCAGCACGAGGAGCAGGUCCGCAUCUACAAGGACGAGAUCGAAAAGACCUACAACUCCAAGGUAGGGAGCAGAACCCACAGGUCCACACUGCCAGCUCAAACGUGGACUAGAAGUAGAUCAGUUGAAAUCGGUAGUACUGUCCAUUCAUCAUUCAACAUCCUUUCACUGGCCCAGUGCCAACCUAGCACAGACACAUGGUUUCGUUCUGACCUCUGGCCCUGUGUGUGUCUCAGCUGGAGAACGCCCGUCACUCUGCAGACAGGAACAGCACCCUGGUGGGGGCGGCCCACGAGGAGCUGCAGCAGACCCGUGUGCGGAUGGAGGGCAUGUCCUCCCAGCUCAGCCAGCUGCAGAAACAGGUACGGCUGCACCCUGUCCAUCUGUCAAUCACAGAAGUCUCUUACCGUAUAUCUCCGUACUGUGGAGCUCUGACAGCUGUAAUCUUAGCUCAAGUGUUGGCUCUCUAAUACAAAGUAUUAGCACAGUUCAUCUCAUCUCUAUCUAAUAUGGCCGUUUGGUUGGUCUAACCGGCGUAUCAACCCUCUCUGUGUUAGCUGGCGGCGAGGGAGGCCAAGAUGCGUGAGCUGGAGGAGUCUCUGGCCCGUGAGCGGGACAUGAUGCGCCAGCGCCUGGAGGACAAGGAGAAGGAGAUGAGGGGACAUGCGCAUGCGAAUGCAGCAACAGCUGGAUGAAUACCAGGAGCUGCUGGACAUCAAACUGGCCCUGGACAUGGAGAUCAGCGCCUACCGUAAACUGCUGGAGGGAGAGGAGGAGAGGUGAGGAGACAUUACACAUCAUGCAUACACACACACACACAUUAGAUUUGUAUCAACAAUCUUCUUCUCUGCCUCCCCCCAGACUGCGUCUGUCUCCCAGCCCUCCCCCAACCCGAGUCACCGUGUCCCGUACCACCGGUUCGGGCUCAGCACACACCCUUACCACCCGUACCUCCGGCUCAGGACACAGCCACAGCGCCCGCGUUUUCCAGUCCACCAGCGGCAGUCGCAACUCCUCAGGCACGGCCAGCGCCAAGAAGAGACGGCUCAAUGACAACGACAGCGAGACCUCCAGCCUGGCGGGGGGCGUCGUGACCCGUACACGCAUCGCCCAGCAGGCCUCUGCUAGUGGCCGCGUCACCGUGGACGAGGUGGACCUGGAGGGGAAGUACGUCCGCCUCAGCAACAAGGCCAACGAGGUAUGGAGUUAAUCGGUCAGCUUGACAUACAAUGGGUGCUUUAUGCUACGAUGCGUCGCAUGCUUUCUGUUAUAUGGUAAAAACACCAUGUUGGGUGAUGAACUACUUAGUGAUUUUAGUUGACAUUGGCUGAAACAGACUUAAUGCUUAUCUGUUCUCCUUCAGGACCAGCUCCUGGGCCACUGGCAGGUGAAGAGACAGGUGGGCACCAGCACCCCCAUCGUCUACAAGUUCCCCCCCAAGUUCACCCUUAAGGCAGGACAGACCGUCACAGUGAGUAAAACCUUCAUCAUGUCUGCACUGUCAUCAACUAUGUUUGUGUUCAGUUUUUCGUACACGAUGUUGAGAGAAGUGUGUAUUCUAACAGUGAGCAGCACGUUUGUCACAAUGUAGGCCUGUGUGUAAAGUAUCUGUAGCAUGUGAUCAGGCCAUAACAGACAGUCCUGUACCUCUUCCCUCUGUAGAUUUGGGCUUCAGGAGCAGGUGGCACCCACAAUCCCCCCUCAGACCUGGUGUGGAAGACCCAGAACUCAUGGGGCAGCGGAGACCUGUUCCAAACCACCCUGGUCAGCGCCAAUGGAGAGGUGAGACACACACGACACACGCACAUGUUUGUAGUUGUACCCUUCCCAUUGUCCCGUUGACUGUUCAGUCUUGCUCUUGGCAACAUCAUCCCACUUCCUACAUUUUGAAUGCAUGUGAGAUUUGAUAAAUUACAUUACUCACGUCAUAGCCAAUUGACAAACUGACUGUUCUGCGCCUCUCUUUCCCACAGGAAAUGGCACAGAGGAAAGUUACACGCACCCUGCUCCAGGAAGAUGAUGACGAUGACGUGAGUCUCACUGUUUAUGAAAGACGCAGGCUCAGGACGAUAAAUAAAUAAAUGACUCAUACUAUACUUGCACUGUGAGGAAGGCUAUUGAGCCAAAACAUUGUUCAUGAUCGCCUGUUUCAGAUGAAAAUAGGUUAAUUUAUGUAGAGUACUUAUUUAGUCACCCAACAAGGCCAGGGGAGUGUGAUGAUACAUCUAAAAUACUUAUCUAAAGGGUGACAAGAAAAAUAGAAAUACUUUGAUUUACCCAGUGCUAAAAAGUGUAGGAACCACUGCCUCACAGUGGCUACAGUUGGUAUUUAACAGUAAUGUUCGAACCUUCUGUUCUCUGUCUCCCUCUGCAGGGCAACCACAGCGCAUGCGGUGUGGACAGUGAGUACAACCUGCGGAGCCGCACGGUGGUCUGUGGCUCGUGUGGCCAGCCGUCUGAUAAGAGCUGUGUCACCUCAGGGGUGUCCAGCGGCUCCUGCUCCAUCAGCAGUGGAGGAGGGGGUCUACCUGAGGGCCUGAUGUCUCCCCUCUUUAUAAUGGGCAGCAACUCACCCAGACAGGUACUGUAGGACUCCAUUAUCUGUUUGAUCAUGUAGAUCGUUUUAAUGAAGACAAAUGCAUUUUAACCCACAUUUUAAGACACCUUAACACACUAUUUCUGUUUCAAAGAACAAACACCCCCUCAUUCUCUCUCUCACUCACAUGCGCACAGCAACACUGUUAUCCCAGUUUUCCUGUUUCUCGUGCUGUUAUGACAACAUCGCCUUCCUGUCCCCCCCCCCCCAUAUCACUUCCUGUCUUUCUCAGGGAGGUCCCAGACCGGAGAACUGCUCCAUCAUGUAAAACCAGGCAGGCACCACCUUACCUGGACAAGAACCUCCCACACCACACAUGGAUGGGAGACUCCUUUUUUUAUUUGUUUAUUACUUUUUACUUCCUUUGUUUCGUAUAUGAUUGGUCCUAUUUUGUAUGACAUAAUCUGCAGGUUAGAUUGGCUUUGGUGUUUGGAAAAGGGUUAGGAGCUGCGUAUUCACUUCAGAUAUAUGAGCUUGUAUAUUCGAGUUAUAUUGCAUGUGGGCUGGGCAGAUGCUUGCACUGUUUAGGGCCAUAUCUAGGGAGAGAGGCACAGAAAGCACCUUUAACCAUUACAGUGGACUUUUGUGUCUCAUGUCUAAGCUGUCAACACUAAAUACGCACAGCAGCAAACCCUGUGGGGGCUGGAACCAGGGAUCUCUGCCCUGGUAUUCCCCAUACACUACCAUAGAAUGUCCUGAAUGUCACUUAAUAGAGAUGGAGUUGACCCCCUCAGACCCCUAGAGGAUUAUGGGUUUUUUGUAUUAGACUGAGCGAUGGGAUGAUGGGAUUGGUCAUUCUAAAGCCAUAGUUACAAAGAGGAGCUCAAACUUGAAACUGCCAUCAAGUGGUUUAUAUUUCUGAACACAAGGCGGUAGUUUUUUAUGGAAUGACAUCUAUAGUAUUACUCAUGAAACAAUCAGACAACUAUGGUGAUAUGGAUAUAGGUUCCAAAUUGUGACUUGUUUUCACAGGCUUGAAAGAGGUUCGUAGUUGUUAAAGAAAGGAAAGCAAACGAGAUGAGCGCACAGAUAUGGGUACUGUAUUGUAGUACUGUAUUGUAAAGUUGAGGAAGGUCUUCAUAUGACCUCUAGAAAGAGUUUCCUCUUAGAGGCUGAUAAUCCUUGUCUGACCUCACCUUUGUCUUGUUUGAAAAAACAAAACAAUUAUGCCACACCUUUUUGUUUAGGUAGUUGUACUGUAGGGCAACUCAUCAAGGCAGAAAAAUAUGAUUUCUAGGGACUAUUUUGUUGCAUUUUGAAUCUGAGAUAAUUGCCAAAUGGAUUAUAGUAAUGUUACUGUAACGUUCUAUUAUGAUUCUGCAUGUUAAUGGAUGAGGGAAUGAGGCAGACUCUAAAGACAGAAAUUGUCUGAGUUGGAAGUAUGUUGAUUUAAAUGAAAGGACAAUGCUUACCUUCUCAUGACAGCAGUGCAACAGAAUGUGUACAUUCUGUACCUUUGUUUGUAUCAGGUGUAGUGUCAGAAAUAAUGGGUUCAGAUAGUUAGUAAGUAAGCCUUGCUAGAGCCUGAACGGCCCAUAGGGGUAGUUAGACUAUAUGGUAUUAUCUGGCCAAAAGUUUACUUUAUUCAUGAACUACAGUAUGUUGCACUGGCAAAUAUGUUGGUGCCAAUAUUGCCUCAUAGCAUAUUUUCAGUGUAAUCAAUUAUUGUCUUCAAUUACUGUUUAUAUUUACAUGGUGCAUAAGAACUCUCACUUUGACAAUGUCAGAAAGAGUAUUUACUAGAGAAGGAAACCUAAAUGAAACUUAAACCAUCCAUUCCUCAUGAUAUGAUGCCAAUUUCACAUUGACUUAUUUUGUCCUCUGUAAUCAUGUAUUGUAGUCUUGAGACUAUUGUCCAGAGGCCUCUCUCCCACUAAAGGAUUAUAAUGGCUAUGUUUUUCUGAGCUUAGUGGCUUUGCUUUUGGGCAUGUUUAUACAUUUUUGGGGGGGGG